Molecule: messenger RNA, 1455 nt
Organism: Trichoderma atroviride IMI 206040
Lineage: Eukaryota; Fungi; Ascomycota; Sordariomycetes; Hypocreales; Hypocreaceae
Source: RefSeq, a predicted model, not a curated record
AAUAGCACCGCUCCACUGCUCGCCAUCCCCCCGGAGCUCAUCGAUACCAUCCUGUCGCAUCUUGCCGCAUGCGACCUCGCCGCCGUCUCAGCCACAUGCCGCUCCUUGCGCGAACAUGCGCUGUCUGACCUGCUGUGGCAGGCCCUUGUCCAGCAGAAUGUCCCCGGCACCCAGGUCGCAACCUCAGGGCCGUGCGCGAGCUUCAGGGAGCUGUAUGCAGCCCACGACCGCCUGUGGUUUCUGCCAAAGUUCAAGAUUUGGUUCUGCGACCGAGAUCUGACGGGAAAGCUGAUUCUGGUGCGUUAUGACACCCGGCGCGGCUGCAUCGAGGGCUACCAGCUGGUGGCUGUCAGCAACCAGUCGACCUUUGAGCAGUGGUCGGCAGAUCAGGACGUGAUUAUUCACGGCUUUGAGCCGGUGGUGAAGCUCCAUCUCGAUAAACCGGUGCUGCAGUUCCGCGUCCAGGAUAGGCAGGAGGAUGGAGGCUUCUCCAAAAGACCCGGCGCUAACCGCUUUGCCGACGAGAUGCCCAUGGCCUUGGACGAACGACUGGGUGGCAUGUUUAGCAAUUUUCUGCUCACAAGGCCAAUGGACUCUGAGGACGCGGUCCGACGGCUGGGACGGGGAUAUCCUUAUGGAAACAUGUGGCCAUCGCCUGUUGUCCCGGCAAACCACUAUGUGUCGGGCGCUCAGCCAGGUCGAGGCCAUGCCGCUCCCUCGAUGCAGGACAGGCCCCGAAGCAGAGCCCAGGUUUCUGACCAGACUUUCCAGAUACGACAAUGGAUGGAGUUGACGGGCACGCCUAACCCUCUCAGGUUCAUGGGGCAGGGAGGCCUCGCCGGAGCCCUCCAGGCUCUAGUUGACGAGAUUAUGGAGGAAGAGGCAAUGGGUGCUGGGGCUGGUGCCCUUGGCGUGCACAUUGGCGAAGAGCUCGUCACAUACUCGACUCUCGACCCGUCACUAUACACCCCAACGCCAGAAAGGCCGUGGAGGGGGAUUUGGGUUGGCGACUACAGCGCACAUGGCUGCGAAUUUUUGUUGAUACAUCAGCCCGAUGACCCACCCGCCACGGAUGCCGAAUUGGGCAUUUUCCGUGACGAGCAGGAUAGUGACGAGGCAUGGGAGAAGAAGAGACUAGAAGCGAGAAUGUACAGAGGUCGCUUAGAGGGCAUUAAGCUGACAGGGGAUCCAAAUAUCCCGAGAGGGGAGUAUACCUUUGUGGCCAAUGACUUGGGCCCGGACGGCUUCGUCGAAACUGCCACAGACGCUCAAUUCUCCGGGGCCAGGAUAGUGAAAAGCGAAGGUCACAUUGCCGCGACGGGCUUUCUCAGAGACAAGUUCAUUGAAACCCAGCUGAUCCUCAUCAGCCCGAACAAGCUCGCAAUGCACUGGGUUGGAUUCGGUCACAUUAGCUUCUUAGAGAGAGUCAACAUUGACCAGUUACUUGCUCCCUAA